Spizellomyces punctatus DAOM BR117 is the source of this 336-nucleotide messenger RNA. RefSeq lists its product as uncharacterized. The record is from RefSeq and is a predicted model, not a curated record. Lineage: Eukaryota; Fungi; Chytridiomycota; Chytridiomycetes; Spizellomycetales; Spizellomycetaceae. The transcript is spliced from 2 exons. Bases 1 to 336 code for a protein of 111 amino acids.
AUGCGCCUUCUUCGUACAGCGACACAUUUAUCUGCCCGAGCUCUACGCCGCGCAAAGCCUACUGCUGCCUUUCGGGCCAAUAUCGGCGCCUUGGGGGUUGACCCUGCUCAACGACUUGCGGCAAUGCUCAAUAAACAAGCAGCUUUACAUAGCGUGGCGGCCACGUCGAGCAUUAUGGAGGCUUUGAAGACAAAGGAUUCUAGCAACCCUGCCAGUGCUGGUCAAGGGACCCUUCUUGCCGCCGUAGAAGAGGGUGAGGACGAAGAAUCUCAUAGAUGUCGUGGUGUAUUCUCUCUCGCCACAGUAGGACAUGGUGAUUCAUCGAGUGGUACAUAG